Molecule: messenger RNA, 4226 nt
Organism: Aspergillus welwitschiae
Lineage: Eukaryota; Fungi; Ascomycota; Eurotiomycetes; Eurotiales; Aspergillaceae
Product: putative cell morphogenesis protein Sog2
Exons: 4
Coding region: 629-3604 (991 amino acids)
Molecular function (GO): protein binding
Source: RefSeq, a predicted model, not a curated record
GCAAGAGACUGCUGGCCAUCUUAUCCAUUGGAAUCUGCUUGCAUCUCAUCGACAGAGAGUGUUCUUACGAAUCUGAGAUUCCGUUCUGCUGCAUGUUCGGAUAAUCUGCCGGGCAGUGGUUCUCGUCUGACAGCUGCACCUCUUCGCGUUUCACUGAUCAACUUAACGCCGGCUUGCUCUGAACCCCGACCGCAUCCUUUGGCACAAAAGUCGACUGCCAGUGUGAUCGAGCCCUUCAAUACAACCUGUCAAAUCGAUAGCUCAACCCGCGAUCGCUCAGAGUUUCAUCCAACGAUCCCUCCCUGCCUCCGUACUCUCAUUAGAACCCGAGCGGGUCUUCGUACGUUUGAAGCCCAACCGAAGCUCUCUGAGCCAGCCUCGCGCCGCAGUCGAACCUGGGUCUUCACAACCACAUGCCUUUCGCUUUUGUACAGCAUUGACGUAUAUUUUGUUUGGGCUUUACGGUUACGUCGCUAUUGCAGCGCCUGUUGAUCAUGCUUCGUUCCGGUCUCAAUGCACGUCUUGGAGACUCUCUGACCGGAUCAAUUGUCCGAUAUUCGAAUACAUUGGAAAUUUGACCAGUGUCAAACACAGCCGCUAGAAUAGCUUCUUUCUCAUAUUUUCAACCAUGCUUUCUACAAUGGUCCGCCCGGAGGACGCCAUCAGGAUGCCUCGUUCAUACCGAAGCGACGUGGAUGAGGAGGAUACUAGCAGGCGAACUCCGGAACAGAACACCCUCUCCUCUUCGUCCUCCUCUUCUAACAAUGACGCGGCGGCAAAAAGCGAGGACGAGGUUACACUGGUGAACGGGUCUGCUGGUGAUGGUCGCAGCAGUAGCCUAGGGAAACAUCAGACGGGUCCCCGUCUUUUGUCACCCGACGAAACGAUUGAAUUGGCGCGGCGAGCAGUGGAAAACGGCAUCCAAGAGACCAAACGCUCCCUAGCAGGCAGUGAGGCAGUCAGCGAUGUGGUGAAGCCAAAAUUGACCAUUGACUUGGGCCAUUCCAACAUUGUCCGUAUACCCGAAGCGGUAGUUGACAUCAUCAAAGAUGAAGUUGAACGCCUCUCGCUAUCGAAUAAUCACCUUUUCCAUAUACCCUACCGGUUCGCAGAAUGUUCCCAUCUUCGGUAUCUCAAUAUUCGAGCGAAUAGUUUUCGAGAAUUUCCCAAGGGGGUAUACAAAUUGCCGCUUCUUGAAAUCUUAGACAUCAGCCGCAAUAAGAUCGGCCACCUCCCGGAGGAAAUCAAGAAAUUGUCCUCGCUCCGGGUCCUAUCGGUAAUGCAGAACCGCCUUGAUGAUUUGCCUCUGGGGAUCUCCGACAUGAACAAACUUCAAAUUCUUAAAGUAGCCGGGAACCCCUUGCGGGGCCCCCUGCGACGGCUUCUCGAGACGUCUGAGACAGAGUUCGCCCCCUCGACAAUGACGGAUAAUGAGAAGGAGGUCGCGGUUACUGCCGAGCUGAAGCGGUUCUUGAAAACCAAACAGCCUGUUACGACUCUGGAAGUCGAGAGGAACGAGCUCAGCGAGGGCAUGUUGGACACCCCUAAACCCGUCAAACGCGGAGUGAGCAGUCGGUUUCCGGUGAUCCCCAGCACCGGUGAUCUUUCUUCCGACCCAAAGUCACCGUCCUUGUCUCGUCCUCCGCCCAUACCUCUCAAAUCGCACUAUCGCAUUGCUUCGGGACAGCAUUCGGUCUUCCAGGGCGGUUUUCUCCCACGUUCCGGCGCUAGGCCUCUCGCUGGAGUCAAUGAACGCAACCGGAGCAACAGUGAAGGAAUCAUCCAGGCCUCUCUGGCCGCGCGUAACAAGCGGAUGGGAGUUAUCCGGAAGAAUACCGACUUAGGGACGUUGGACGAGACCCGGCCGUAUCGGAACAGUCAUUUACGGGGUUUGAGUUAUGGCUCUAUCCUUCGCACUCGGCCCAUUGCAGCCGUGUGCAACAGUAACUCUUCGAGCCCCAGUAGCCCGAGGGAACGAAGGCGCUUGAAGGAUGGCUUUGUCAAUCGAAUGUCGAGUCUGCCAGAACACAAGGGCGAAAGGGAAACCGCGGAACCUAUCAUCGAGUGUGCAAAGGGGAUUCUUUUUGCACUCUUCCAAGUGCAGUCGAAUGUUUCCUCUCUGAUCAAUGUGAUCAAACGCGAUGAUGCUCGGCGCAACAGUCUCGAGAUCGUGUUCUACAACGCUUCUACCCACGUUGAACGUCUAAAUGAAGCUAUAGAGAAUGCGGAGCACCAUUCUGACGAGGUGGAUGCGGUGCGCUUGUCGAAUGAGGCCGUCAAAAGGGAAUGCGAGACAUGCAUAAUUGCGUACACUCAUGUUGGAACGCAACUACGCAAUAGCAUCGACAAGAUAGUUGCCAAUGGCGACCCACGCUACUUGCGUUCCUUGAUGCUCAUGAUCUUUGGCAGCGUAGUUGAACUGCGCAACGCCUGUGCGAGCUUGGGCAUCCCACUCCAAACCCGCAAGCCGCCCUCUGCGACAAAGCCUUCUAUACCUGAAAUCAAAGAGUCCGCUAGCUCGGACCGCUUCCUUGGACCAACAGUCACUCCAACCAGAGGGAGGGAGCAUUCUUUGUCGACGCGCCGAUUGCGAAGUGACACCACAAUCCAGCACCCUCAGAUCACUACGACUGGACCUUUCCAGGCUGCUCAAAACUACCAGUCCGCUGUCAGUUCGCCUGGCUUUGCUCCGACUCCAUUCAGCCUUGGGGCACGAAGCCGGUCGAGUAGCAGGUCUAAUCAUAUCAACACAUCCGUACCGUCGUCACUCGCGACCCCUCGUUCAGGCGAGUCAUUCCCUCCAAUGCCCAGCGCCGUUGUACCUCGAAUCAAUCCCUUGACAGGCCUAGAUGAGAUCGAGGAGGAGCGAAUCUUUGAAAAGAUCUUCUAUCAACUUACCUCUGCCUACACCGCUGCCCUCCAAGCGUUGCCUUUGGCGCGCCGUCAACUAGUGCGAUGCCAUGAGGUAGCGGAGCAGGAACAUGAAUCUGAGGGCAUAUUAAUGCUAUGGAACAAUCUGAUCCGGCGGUGUCGGAUAUGCUUAGAAGUAUCCGAGGCCCUGGGUCUUCGUCUCUCUAACAUGAAGGUAAAAGAGCCUGGUGGCGGAAUGCGGAACCAGCGUGAGUUCUGGCAACUCUGCAAGGCGUUUAUGCAGUCCUUCGUCGAUCUAGUUACCGACAUGAGGGAGGUUCGAAGUAUGCAGCUUCUCCCGGGUGAUAUCAUUGUCAUACUCCGUCCCGUCCAGAGAGCAAGCAGAGAAGCAGGUCGGUUGAUCGACGCCUCGCCGUGGUCUUAUCUUGCCGAUAUGGCUCCAAGCAACGCAGCAGCAAACAUUUACGGGCCCCCGCUACAAUCUCAGCAUUCACAGCACCAAAAUACCGCAUCCAACGCAAGCAGCUUUCAUUUGAACUCCGGCGUCUCCCCGCAAUCCGUCCAUCUCCCGGCGACUCCGCUAAGUGCUGCCCUUGGUCCAGCCGCGCAGGCAACCGUGCCUUCUACCCCCGCAAGUGCGUACAGUGACAAAUUCUUCGAAGGGGAUGUGUUUCAGAGAGCUGACUCGUUGCUCUCAAUGCCCAAUCAGGCGCCAUUUUUCAGUCGUCGGUGAGACGGUAGCAUUUACACCUCUACGAAAGAGGCGGUGUUUCAUUAUUUGGAGUCUGUGCUGUGGUGAUUGGAGUUCUAUCGCAUAUUCUUGUGCUUCCUUUUGUUGCUCCGAGGAGUGGCUGCUCUCUAGACUUUCACCCAUGACCUUUGCAGGUACAAAGUACACUCUACUUGGGAGUUAUAAUUCUUACCAAGACCAGACAGAGAGCCUGGUCGCGUCUGUUUCAGUAUGCAUACCUGGAUUGUAUCGUGCGCAGUCGUGAUCCGAGUUGAGAAUCCUCAAGCUAUACACACCCACCCCGUCCUGAUUUACAUUGUCGAUAUUCGUUCAGUUCAGCCUUGUUUGUCUGUUUGUUCCUUUAGUUGUUUCUUUAUUUGUUCAUCAUCACCUGUCCGCAUUUUAUUCUACACUCGGAAACGUCAGGGAGUCGGGGAUAAAAGGGACAUCUACUACUACCACUACAUAUCUGGACUUUUUGCGAAGGGAAAAACGGCGUAUGGAUUCUUUAAUUCCCGGGGACAGAAACCUUGCAUAGCGUGUCAUAUUCCUAGCUUCCUUUUUACAUUCCCCUUCCUUGCCUUUGAUGGAUAAUGACUAGAGCGAAAUGAAAGAAUAUAUUGUG